Molecule: messenger RNA, 2586 nt
Organism: Stegostoma tigrinum
Lineage: Eukaryota; Metazoa; Chordata; Chondrichthyes; Orectolobiformes; Stegostomatidae
Product: ETS domain-containing transcription factor ERF-like
Exons: 5
Coding region: 428-2137 (569 amino acids)
Biological process (GO): regulation of transcription by RNA polymerase II; cell differentiation
Cellular component (GO): nucleus
Molecular function (GO): sequence-specific DNA binding; DNA-binding transcription factor activity, RNA polymerase II-specific
Source: RefSeq, a predicted model, not a curated record
CUGGAGCCGGCGUGGCUCUCCGCAGGGCCGUGCCUGCUGUUGUCACCAUGUCGACGUGCCCUUUCCCUUCAACAUCUUCCCGCUGUACUCACGUCAUUGUAAAAAACGCAGGGGCCGUGGGCGGACUGUGCAGGGUUAGAGACAAAUAAUUCAACGUGUUACAGAGAGAGGAGGAGGAGGAGGAGGAGAGACAGAGAGAGAGAGAGAGAGAGAUUCUCAUACAACUCGCACUUCGGGAUUACGGGGACGAAGAAGAACAUGCACUCCCCAGCGUGUCUCAGGAGUUCACCCCAGAUUUGAUCACGAUCUUGGAGCAAGACAGAAAGAGGAGAAACCAAACAGCAGCGAGAGAGAGAGAGGGAUGAAAACUCCGCCAGAAUCAGAGGGACCGAAAGGAUGAAAGUGAGCGAAACGCUGUCAGGGAGAGAUGAAACGAAACACUGACUGUGGGAGAUGGAGUGAAGCGCUUCUUGGGCGAGAGAGGGAGCGACAGGCUAAAAGCGACAGGUUUGCCUUCCCAGAUUGGGCAUACAAGCCGGAAUCGAGCCCCGGAUCCCGCCAGAUCCAGCUCUGGCACUUUAUCCUGGAACUUCUGCGGAAGGAGGAAUAUCACGAUGUCAUCGCCUGGCAGGGGGACUACGGCGAGUUUGUCAUCAAGGAUCCCGACGAGGUGGCGAGGCUCUGGGGGGUCCGCAAGUGCAAGCCCCAGAUGAACUACGACAAGCUGAGCCGGGCCCUCAGAUAUUACUAUAACAAGCGAAUCCUUCACAAGACCAAAGGGAAACGGUUCACCUACAAGUUUAAUUUUAAUAAGCUGGUGCUGGUGAACUAUCCUUUCAUUGACAUGGGUGCAGCCGUGCCCCAGAGCGCACCCCCAGUGCCCACAGGCUCCAGCCAUUUCCGCUUCCCUCCCUCCACGCCUUCGGAGGUGCUGUCUCCGGUGGAAGAACUCCGGUCCCCGGCCCCGUACUCGGUGCUUGGGCGCCGCCUGGCCCGUGGCUCUGUCAGCGACUGCAGCGACGGCACGUCCGUCACUUCGGAACUGGAGGACGGCCUGCAGGCCGAGGACCGGCGAGGCGGAGGGGGAGGAGGAGGAGGGGGAGCAGCAGCAGCCGGGGCCCCCCCUACUGGCCCAGAGUUGAACGGCCUGCGCCCAGGAGCCUCAGGCCUGUUCCGCCUUUACCCCAGGCACCGGGGCCUGCACCCCGAGCCCCUCAGCCCCUUCCCGGCCUCUCCCAUGGGGCCGGGGGCAGGCCUGGGCCUAGCGCCCGCCCUCUCGCCUGCCCUCUCGGUCACUCCCACCCACCUGAGCUACACGCCAUCGCCCAGCCUUAGCCCCAUGUACCCGGGGAGCAGCCAUUUCUCCUUCAACCCCGAGGACAUGAAGCGUUACCUCCAGGCCCACACCCAGAGUGUCUACAACUAUCACCUCAGCCCUCGGGCCUUCCUGCACUACCCCAACAUCGUGGUGCCCCAGCCCCAGAGGCUCGAUGCCAAGCCAAGCGCCACCGGGCCAGCUGCUCCUCCUCACCACCACCACCACCUCCACCAACACCCCCACCAUCACCCUCCUCCACCCCCUCUACCCCUGCCCUCCUUGCCCCUGCCCCCUCUGGGGCCUGAGGAGCCACCCUCCUUCAAGUUCAAGCUGCAGCCCCCGCCGCCGGGCCGCAAGAACCGGGAGAAGGCCAGGCCUGCGCCACUAGGCCCGGACACCGAUGAGGUGCCAGGCUGCAGCAAGCCCCUGCCCCACAUCAAAGUGGAGCCGGUCUCCGACCCUGAGGAGGAGGAGGAGGAAGAGGAGGACGUGGAGGUGACGGACAUCAGCGAGGAGGGCGAAGACGACGGGGAGGUCUUCAAGACCCCGACCGCCGUCGCCGAGCCCCCCCCGCCCCCUCCCCCGGCCCCCGAGCCCCCUCAGGCCCAGCAGCCCGACUCCCGCUGCAUCCCUCUGAAACUCCGCUUCAAGCGGAGGUGGAGCGAGGACCAGAGGGCCGAGGCGGCCGCUGAGGAGAUGGAUGACAAGAAGCCGCGCCCCGAGGACCCGCCCGGAUGCCCGGGUGGCGCCCGAAGGGAGAGCACGGACCUCCAGCAGGCCACUGCCGAACUGUCUCUGGAGAAUAAGGAGUCAUUGUGACUCUGUGCCUCUCCACUUCGGCUCGGCUUCAAGCCUCGCCUGACCAUCAAGCAUAUUAUCGACGCAGCAGCAUGGGAAGGGGGGACGCGGGGUGGGAUUGGGAGGGGGCAACAGUGUCGGCCGAUGUUGUCAAACCCCUUUCCGCACCCCUCUCCCCCUUCCUGCCACCAAAUCUUCAGAGAGACGUAUCGCCCGAUCAUAACCUUUAACCCUGAUGGGCAAGGGUACCUUAGCCAAUGCCUGAACAGGAUGGCGUUCACGGGGCAAGGUGGGGUGGUUGAGGGGGGCGCUUGGGUUUAAUGGGGAGGUUUAUCCCCCACCCCACAACCUCCCUCCAACCUUAGCUUCUUAGAACCCACCCUGUCAUGUUUGUUUUUUGUUUAUGAAAGCAAAAUCAGAUAACGAACGAAUAAAUGAAAAAUUGCGGCCUUUUAAAUUCUAUCGGGUAA